AUGGCUGGUAUUGGUUGGAAUACCUGCGAGACCGCUUGCCACAAACCGAUAUCGAUGACUACAACAACGCAAUCAAAAAGCCGUCCAAACUGUCCACGAGUGGACAUGCGCGAAUCCAAAACGUACUUGUGGAUGAAUAAUUUGCCUAUAGAAAAGGAAGAUCAAAGACGAAGAGCUGUUAGAAGACAAGUGUCGAUUGAAGAGUCAAAUUUGCCUGUGGGCAGCACGUUUUCCUAUAAAGUGGAAGGAUAUGUACCAACUUUCAAUAAAUACGGUGAUUUGGAACUCCCACCACCAUUUGGUCUCUCAGCGAGAAACUAUGCCCGUUUCACACAUCGGGAAGAUAAUGGCAACGACUGGUUCAUAGCCAUAACCUACCUCGCUGCUGACGAUUCAAGUGGUGGCGGAAAUUUCUACAAUACCUCUUAUGGCACCAUGAUGGAAGCCGCAAGCAACACCAUGCAAGCAUUCAUGUUGAAUGACUACCACAGUACGACGUUGUAUGAGAUUAUCGUAUCUGAUUGCAAGUGGAGCAGAGGUAAUAAAGCGUGGGAAGGUUUGAGUUACCGUGGCAAUAGACCGGACUGGGGCGAGAACAUUGGAUUUUCCUCUGAGGCGUCCAAGGGUCUGGCGAAUGCCACGAGAAAACAUGACGAGCUAGAGGCAAAUAGACCAGGCAGGGUAUCGGACGAUGAAAAUGAUAGUGAUUAUACUCAUUAG
Molecule: messenger RNA, 720 nt
Organism: Truncatella angustata
Lineage: Eukaryota; Fungi; Ascomycota; Sordariomycetes; Amphisphaeriales; Sporocadaceae
Exons: 2
Coding region: 1-720 (239 amino acids)
Source: RefSeq, a predicted model, not a curated record